AAUGAAUUAAUUAAUGAAUUAGGUUAACGAAGCAAGUUCAGGUAGAAAUGAUCAACCCCAUGCAAUUAGUGUUAAUGUUGUUGUAAAUUUACAAUAAGCUAAUUUAAAUUUACAAUUAUCCAUAGAUCCUGAAAUUCCAUUUAAUAUUUUUGUAAAUGGAAUCAAAGAAUAAAUAUUUGCACAAAGAAUGUAGGCUCAAUAUGAAGAAACUAUCGAGUAUUAAUUGGGAAAUGGAUCCAAUUUAUAAUAAAAUGAAAGCAGAACAUUAUAAUCUUUAGGGUUCAAUAAUAAUUGUACACUUUAUGUUAGGCUUAAGCUCAAAGGAGGAUAAUGAA
This is a messenger RNA of Paramecium pentaurelia, 335 nucleotides long. The record is from the annotation of a GenBank genome assembly. Lineage: Eukaryota; Ciliophora; Oligohymenophorea; Peniculida; Parameciidae.